Molecule: messenger RNA, 5275 nt
Organism: Cervus elaphus (red deer)
Lineage: Eukaryota; Metazoa; Chordata; Mammalia; Artiodactyla; Cervidae
Gene: SH2B3
Product: SH2B adaptor protein 3
Exons: 7
Coding region: 370-2241 (623 amino acids)
Biological process (GO): intracellular signal transduction
Cellular component (GO): plasma membrane
Molecular function (GO): transmembrane receptor protein tyrosine kinase adaptor activity
Source: RefSeq, a predicted model, not a curated record
GCGGGGCGGCAUGGGCUCGGGCCACCGCCUCCGCCCGGCCGCCCGCCAGGACUGUCGCGGCCCGCGGUGGCGACGUCGGCGACAGCAAAGUUUCCCUGGUGGCGGCCCGGAGGCGCAUCCUCCCGCAACUGUCAAGCGCUGGCGGCGGAAAUGAUGAGGCGCUGGCCAUUUUCCGAGCCCGGGUUUCCUGCCUGAGCCCCGCUCGAGCGAGCCACGAGCCAGGAGCCGGCGCGCGGGAGAGAACGCGCCCGGGGCGGGGGCCCGCCCGCCCCUUCGGGAUUUCGGGGGGCCGGGGGCGCGCGACGCCAUGGGCCGGCCGGGCCCGGUCCCCCUCUCUCUCAGCCUGGCUGCUCCACCUCGGUCUCCGCCAUGAACGGGCCCACCCUGCAGUCCUCCUCAGCCUCGUCUGCGUCCUCGGCCUCCACCUCGGCGGCGGCCGCCCCGUCCCCGCGGGGCUGGAGUGAGUUCUGCGAGCUGCACGCGGUGGCCGCGGCCCGGGAGCUGGCCCGGCAGUACUGGCUCUUUGCCCGCGAGCACCCACACCACGCGCCGCUGCGCGCCGAGCUCGUGUCGCUGCAGUUCACCGACCUCUUCCAGCGCUACUUCUGCCGCGAAGUGCGCGAGGGCCGGGCGCCCGGGCCGCCGGCACCCCGGGCCACCCCCGCCGCCCCCACGCGCGACUACCGUGAGACGGGCCGCGGAUCCCCGGCCAAGGCCGAGGCGGCCCCAGCCGAGCCAGGCGCCGGCCCCGCCGCCCCCGUCCCCGGCCUGCCCAAGGCCCGCAGCUCCGAGGAGCUGGCUCCGCCGCGGCCGGCCGCCACCUGCUCGCUCCAGCACCUGCGCCACAGCCUCCGCCACAUCUUCCGCCACCGCUCGGCCGGCGAGCUGCCCGCGGGCCCCGUCGCCACCAACGGGGAGGCCGGCGAGGCCCCGGCCAGGCCCGGCCUGGCCAGGAAGCUCCUGCCCUGGAGCCUGGCUCGGGAGCCGCCGCCCGAGGCCCUCAAGGAGGCGACGCUGCGGUACAGCCUGGCCGACGAGGCCUCCAUGGACAGCGGGGCGCGCUGGCAGCGGGGGCGGCUGGCUUUGCGGCGCGUGGGCCCCGACGGCGCAGACCACCUGCUCGAGCUCUUCGACCCGCCCAAGAGUUCAAAGUCCAAGCUACAAGCAGCCUGCUCCAGUAUCCAGGAGAUCCGGCGAUGCACACGUCUUGAGAUGCCUGACAACUUGUACACCUUUGUGCUAAAGGUGAAGGACCGGACAGACAUCAUCUUUGAUGUGGGAGAUGAACAGCAGCUGAAUUCGUGGAUGGCCGAGCUCCGGGCGUGCACAGGCCAAGGACUCGAGACCACAGACCCAGAGCCGCACUUUCCCUCAGCCACAGAACCCGGCACGGCUGACUCUCCAAGGGGAAGCACAGAUUCUUUGAACCAAGGUGCUUCUCCUGGGGCGCUGCUGGAUCCAGCCUGCCAGAAAACAGAUCACUUCCUGUCCUGCUACCCCUGGUUCCAUGGUCCCAUCUCCCGGGUGAAGGCGGCUCAGCUGGUCCAGCUCCAAGGUCCUGAUGCUCACGGAGUGUUCCUGGUGCGGCAGAGCGAGACACGGCGCGGCGAGUAUGUGCUCACGUUCAACUUCCAGGGCAUAGCCAAGCACCUGCGCCUGUCGCUGACCGAGCGGGGCCAGUGCCGAGUGCAGCACCUCCGCUUCCCCUCAGUCGUGGACAUGCUCCACCACUUCCAGCGCUCGCCCAUCCCCCUCGAGUGCGGGGCUGCCUGUGACGUCCGGCUGUCCAGCUACGUGGUUGUCGUCUCCCAGCCACCAGGUGUGACCCUGAUGCCCCUUGAUAAAGGGGGUGGGGACCGAGACCUCCUGUUGUGUCCUUCCAGCACCUGCCUCCACCCUGAUAAGACUGACAGUGUGGUCUCUCUCUCGGUCACUUGUCCCCCAGGUUCCUCCAACACUGUUCUGUUCCCUUUCUCCCUCUCUCGCUGGGAUUCAGAGCUGGGCCUUCCCCACCUUAGCGCUUCUGGCUGUCCACGGGGUCUUGGCCCAGAGGGUCUCCCAGGCCGAUCCUCUCCCCCAGAGCAGAUCUUCCACCUGGUGCCUUCGCCCGAGGAACUGGCCAACAGCCUGCGGCACCUGGAGCCCGAGCCCGCCAGUCGAGCCCGGGACUCAGACUAUGAAAUGGACUCCUCCUCCCGGAGCCGCCUACGGGCCAUAGACAAUCAGUACACGCCUCUCUGAUGGGCUUCAUGCUGCCCGGAGGAGCACAAGCAAGCAGAGAUGUGAACUUGUGAAUGUAACUUUCUUUCCUUCCUUCCAGAGAGAGAUUCAAGGGACACUUUUAACUGCUCAUUCCAGUUUGGAUGUGACCCUUCUAUUAGGCCUGUUAAAGGGCCUCCAACAAGUUCCAUUCUUACCUGGCUUUCUCCUUAUUGUUUACAGAUGUAGUUCUUGUUCAAGGAUGUCCCUAGGACCAGGCCCCAUCACUCUUGAGAGGCGGCCGGGGUGGGGGGAGAGGGAGGGCUGGAGUUGGCAGUGGAAACUACUUCUCCUUUUCACUGACACUGUCUGUCCCAGCUGACAGACUUUCUACUUGGGGAGGGGGCCCAUAUGGAAGCCCAAAACACUAACAAGCCCUGGAUUCUGCCGUGGUUUUCCCACUGUAGCGUCAGUCCAGGUGGCAGGUCUGCUGUACCCAAGCCACAGGUGACCACACCUAUCCUGCUUCCACUCUCAGCUUUAGGACAAAGUUCUGGCAGAUGGACAAGCUAAAGGUCAAAAAUGAUUUUAAACAUUUUUACCUCAGAUUAAUUUUUCAAAGAAUUCAGGUUUCAAAAUUAAACCAUUGCUUAUUUCAUUGCACUGUUUGAACUAAUACACAUGCAAUUUUUAUAGUCAGAGACAGCUAUGCAAACCUACUGACCAGUUCCUGGUCCAAGCCAGUAUGCCUGGCUUCCUUGUCUGUUAUAUUCUCAGGACAGUCACCUGUUGCUGAGGAGAUACUGUCCUUCCUAAAUGUAGAGAAGUGAAGUGUGUCAUUCUUUCAAGGAAAUUCCAAGCAAUUACUGAAAGAGGAGGGUGGCCAGGAACAGUUCCACCCCGGUGCCUUAUGAAUAAAAAACUGAAUUCUGGUUUACAGUAGCUUUAUGGUGAGAGUUAAACUGGGGUGAGGGAGGGGCCAGGAAAAAAAGGGCUGCUGGGCCCUUUCUAGUAAAUCUUUCACCAACAGGGCUGGCUCAGAGCCUCCAAGCAUCUAAAGGCUUAUUAAAUUAUUCCACAAGGUUUUAGGCUCUUUCUUGAGCCAAAAUGGAAGCUAGGAAUCUGGUGCCACAGCUAAUGGGAAACUCCUUUAAUAGUCCACAAUCAGUGUUCUGUUCCAGCAGUGACCACUGCUUCAUCUGAUGAAGACUAUGUGUGCAUGGAUACACAGGCACCCAUAACCUCCACCAUCCCCAGAGGUCCUGCAGUCGAAUCUCCAUCUGUACUUGCCUUUCACAAGUGACACAUUUCAUAGGGGGCUAGCUCCUCCCACAACUUUCAUGCAGAGGCUCAGAAACAAGGGAGGCAGUGACCCAGCAGAGUCAGCUGCUUCUGGUGCCAGCAGAGCCAUUCAGUAUAGCUGCCAGCCUCACCCAAGUGGCUUCUAGGAAACUGGGAGUUUUAUUAGCACAGCUUAACAUUUACAGAUGUAUCAAUCAAAGGCUAAAAUUAAACCUUGGCCUAGACUAACUACUGCCUGCCUUAUCUGGGGUGAGGGGUUUGUCUGUUCCAGCCAUUCUCUGUACUCCAGGAGGUCAGACUUUAGGAGGGGCAGGGAGGUAAGCAGCCACCUCGCUUCACUACUUUUAAAACCAACACUCCUGGCAGUCCAGUGGUUAGGACUCUGGACUUCCACUGCCAGGCACAUGGGUUCAAUCUCUUGUUAGGGAACUAAGAUCCCUCAAAAAAUCUACAUACUAACACUCCUGGGUGGUUUCACAGAUGGUAAAGUAUAUCCAACUCUCAAUCUAUGGUUGUGGUCCAUUUCUAAGGGCUCCAUUUUCUACACAUCAAGCAUUACUGAGUAAUGAAUGCUAAGCAAACGCAGACCAGGAGGGUAAACGUAGAGAUAUGACAUCUACAAGCCUGGGGCACUCGCUUCUUAACAGCCUCUCAACAUACAAGUCUCAGGUGGUGCCAAGAGGCUAGCCAGGCCCAGCAAGCUCGCAGCUCUGAAUGAUUGGCUGCAAAGUACAAGCUCAGAAUCUCUGAUACAGUCACCCACUUCCAGACAGCUUCAGUGUAAAAUGUUCAAGAAAAACAUUUCUUGACUAAAUGUGUCUGAGUUACCUGGACAGUUCAAAUACAUUCCAACAAAAAAGGCCCUUUGUGGCCUAGGAAGAAGUGACACUAAGCCAAUGCCUUUUCUUUCUGCUAGAGCAGGUCAAGCUGGAGGAAGGGGGAGCAGUGGGGCCCAGGGCGUGAUGCCCUCACAGGCAGUGAGGCAGCAACCCUGAUAGCUGCAGCCAGCCCACUGCAGUCAGAGCGCAUUCCAUCACCCUCUUUCCAGCCCCAAUGUGACCACUGCUGCCGGCAAGAGGCCAGGCCCUGAGUGGCAAACAGACCCUGAGUAUCGCCAGCCCUCUUUCAUCUCUAAUGACAGAUGACGAGGAUGGCCUGGCUGCUCCCAGCACCGUCACUUCGUUCACCUGACUUUAGUGAACUUUACAAACUAACAGUCACCAGCACCAAAGAAUUAAGUCAACUAACCUGCCUUGAAUUUUAGACCAGCAAUCCAUAUGGCUUUAUCUGGUAUAAAUCUUCUGCCUUUGAUCAUUUCUGGACCGUGUAGGAAAAAGGAAUAGCAAUCAUUAAAAUCUUAAGCCAGAGAACACUAUUUUUACAUAACAGUUUCUUAACCUAAAAUCAAAGCCUUGAACUCUUCCCUAAGGGUUGCCUGAGAUUCCUUCAUGCUGUUAUUCAGGGCUAAGUCUGUUAUCACAAAUAUCAUGUGAGUGCUAACAUCUCCCACAAGCUAGAGGAACAUGAUAGUUUAUUAUCCACUGCCUCUUAACAAGGACACAUCUGACACCCAGUGUUUAGCUGGAAUAAAUAGCACAUUGUAAUGACAACACAGAGAAUGGAUUCAUCUUUUAUCAUUAUAGGCAGAAGGUCUAUUUGGCAAAUUUUUAUGUAUUGUUUAUGUACUGUAUAAGUAACUUAUUCUUGAAUACAGAUUUUGCUAUAAUGUACAAAUUGCUACAUGUUAAUUAAAACAAAGGUUUUGGAAUCUUGA